Molecule: messenger RNA, 5257 nt
Organism: Ctenopharyngodon idella (grass carp)
Lineage: Eukaryota; Metazoa; Chordata; Actinopteri; Cypriniformes; Xenocyprididae
Exons: 27
Coding region: 1362-4439 (1025 amino acids)
Biological process (GO): cellular response to lipopolysaccharide; T cell costimulation; positive regulation of T cell proliferation
Cellular component (GO): external side of plasma membrane
Source: RefSeq, a predicted model, not a curated record
CUGGUGAGUAAAUGACACAAUUUUCAUUUUUGGAUUCUGGACUAUACCUUCAAUCUAUUAUAAUCGAUUAGUACUUGGAGACUAUUCCCAAAUGUGUGGAAAGAUGUUGCUUUGUUAAAGGUGUGUUUUUUUUUUUUUUUUUUUUUUUUUUUUUUUGUGACAGAUACAAGUAAAUGUGCAAUUGUGUUACUUUAAUUACAAUUUUACAUAAUAUACAGUAUAAUAUGAGAAAACCGGAAAAAUGUGUAGUUUGAGCCUUACUGACAUGGCUGUGGAGGCUGGGAAACACUAGCUAUAAAAUUAAGAAUUACACAAAUACUCACAGCAGGCUCAGGUUUCAUGUUAUUAGGGCACAGAUGUUUAUUUCAGGCAUUGUUGUUAACACUCUGCUGUCACCGAAUGGCAAAAAGUACAGGCUACUAACCAAAAUAUUCAAAUUAAAUCGAAAACCUCACAAAUGAAAUAAAAAUAAUUAAAUAAAAGAAAGACAUCAAAUAUAAACUACUAGCCUAGGCGAGCAUGGGUUAUUCGCUGAUUUGCUGUGUCUGUAAUCAAUCAGGCAAAACAGCACAGACGAUUUAUCAUAUUACACAAUAUAUUCAUAGUUUUGAAAAUGUCAUCUGUUGCAGUUAAUGCUUAACAUUGAAUCUUCAUUACCGUUUCGAAAUAAUCCAUUAAACGAGCUCGAUUUGAGCACUAAUAUUCAGUUCCAUCUGCGCGUUGUCUCAAGGCCACGCCCACAACAGGGGAAAUAUCAUGAAUAUUCACGUAUACUCCACCCACUGGAACAGGUUUUCACAGGAACCGAAUAUUACACAACACCGGGAGUUCUCGGAGGAAAAGCUGUAGUGUUUGGGAGACUGUGCCGCUUGCUGUUGUUGAUCGACGAUGCUCACGUGAUCCUGUCACUGAUAGUGGAGCCUAAGCAGAAGCGGAGAUAGUUUGUGCAGCUUCAACAAGGUGCAGGUCCAAACCUAUCUGUCAAGACGCUUCUUUGUCCACAUGCUGUCCGCCCCAGCAGCCCAACGAUUGUGCUGAAGAGCCUCUGACCACAAGUCAUAGGAGCAAAGAGCAAAACUGACAGUGGUGGAGAGAGAAGAAGUGCCCUUGAUGAGGAAACAUGGCAGCCAUAUACGUCAAGAAGAGAUUUCCAAAUGUGUCCAAAGAGGCUUUGAGGAUUUGAACUGGGGAAACUGAGACUUCUUGAAAGCAAAAAAAACCGGUUUAUCUGGAUGAGCUGCAGUUUCAAAUUUCUUUGUCAAACAAGGAAGAAGGCAAUACAGGUUUGAACAUACUGCCUUCAUGUGCCAGAUCACUUUCACUUUGACGAUCCAGAGAGAUGAUCAUAACUUCAGCUGAACAUGGACCGGCUUAUGUUAAUUUUUGUCACUGUAAUUCCAGUUAUAUCGGACGGGUUGACUGUGCGUGGUCCCUCUGGUCCUGUGGUUGCUCCUCUGGGAUCUUCAGUGAUUCUGCCCUGUUAUGUUGAUGGACCUUUAUUAAUAGAGGAUCUGGAGGUGGAAUGGAGAAGAAGAGACUCAGGGACUUUAGUUCAUCUGUUUCAAGAUGGUGAGAGUCGACCAGAGUCCCAGCAGCAGGAUUAUCAAGAUAGAGCUCAUUUCUUUACUGAGCACAUUAAAGAUGGAAACUUCUCCCUCCGUCUGGACAAUCUGAGAGCUGAAGAUAAAGGAGAAUACACAUGUACAGUUCAGAGUCAGCAGGAGUCUGGAGAGACUGAGGUUGAAAUUAAAGUUGAUAAUGUUGAGCGUUUGCUGGUCUCAGGAUCAGAUCGGUCCAUAUCUGCGUCUGUGGGUGAAGACGUCACUCUGAACUGCUCUGUAGAUUCUCACAUCACUCCUGAAGACUUUGAACAGGUUUCAUGGAAGAAAACUGAUGAAGAUGAGGAAAUUCUGGUUCUGCUCUACCAAGACAGUGAGACUUUACCAGAGGCAUCACAUGAGCGAUACAGAGACAGAGUUGAGUUAUUCACUGCUGAAAUCCCCAAAGGAAACUUCUCUGUCCGACUGAAGAGUGUCAGAACUGAGGAUAAAGGAGUUUAUAUGUGUCAAGUGAUUGCUGGAGGAGCUUCAGCCAAUGCAACUGUAGUGCUGGAGAGACUGGGUUUCUCUGCUCUACACAUAAUAAUGAUGAUUCUCUGUGUUUCUGCAUCUGGAUCUGCUCUUCUGCUCUGCUGUCUGAUCUACUGCAGAUCACCUACUAAAGGUUUGAUUGUGCAAAAUUCUUUAAGCAGUAAGUUUCUGGGAGGUUCAGUGGUUUUGCCCUGUCAUGUUCCUCCAAACUUACUAACUGAAAAUCUGAAAGUGGAAUGGAGCAAAAAAGAUUUAAAGGAUCUGGUUCAUCUGUAUGAAGAUGGUGAGAGUCGAACAGAGAAACAGCAGCAGGAUUAUCAAGAUAGAGCUCAUUUCUUUACUGAUCACAUUAAACAUGGAAACUUCUCCCUCCGUCUGGACAAUCUGAGAGCUGAAGAUAAAGGAGAAUACACAUGUACAGUUUACAGCAAGAGGGAUUGUGUGUUUUCAGCCAAAACAAAUUUGGAUCUGAAGAUCGUUAUGUCUGGCAAAGGCAUUCCUCUGGGAGGUUCAGUGGUUUUGCCCUGUCAGGUUGACAAAAGCUUGUUACAGGAGAGUCUGAAGGUGGAAUGGAGAAGAACAGACUCAGACACUUUAGUUCAUCUGUAUGAAGAUGGUGAGAGUCGAGCAGAGGAACAGCACAAGGAUUAUCACAAAAGAGCUCAGUUCUCAAAUAAGAAGAUUAAAGAUGGAAACUUCUCCCUCCGUCUGAAAAAACUGAGAGCUGAAGAUAAAGGGGUUUACAGAUGUAAAGUUUACAGUGACCAGGAUUGUGUGUUUUCAACUGAUGCAGAGUUGAUACUGGGAUUCAUUGUGGAACCUUCUCAUCACACACCUGUUCCUCUGGGAUCUUCAGUGGUUCUGCCCUGUUAUGAUGACAGACUCUCUACAAUGGACGGUCUGAAGGUGGAAUGGAGAAAAAAAGACUUAGAGGAUCUGGUUCAUCUGUAUGAAGAUGGUGAGAGUCAAGCAGAGAAACAGCACAAGGAUUAUCAUGACAGAGCUCAUUUCUUUACUGAUCAGAUUCAACACAGAAACUUCUCCCUCCGUCUGGACAAUCUGAGAGCUGAAGAUGAGGGAGAAUACACAUGCACAUGCACAGUUCGCAGUGGAUUCAUUUGGCAAUUUUCAACCGAGAUAAAUGUGGUACUGAAACUACUGGACACAGUGUUUCUUCUUCAGAUGUUUCUCGUCUUCUGUCCAAAUAUUCUGAUGUUUCUGUCUUUUGUCCUCUGGGGUGUUUCUGAAGGAUCUCUGUUUGAGUCGGUCUCUUGUUGUGCUCUUUAUUUUCUGAGGCCUCUCAUGUUGCUCUGGACAGCUCCAUAUAUUAAUAACUUCACAGGCAAGAUUGAAACAUGGAUUAGAGAUUACAGUUAUGACACAGAAUAUAUUGUUUUCUCAGCUGUUUUUUAUUCAGUUCUGUUUAAAUCUGCCUGGGACAAAAGUCUGAAUUACGCCGGAUUUGAAGGUGUCGUGAUUAUAGUCCUCUUUGUGAUGGUGCUGCUGCUAAACCUCUUCUAUAUUAUUUACAUCAUGGCUACAUUAAUCGGGAAGUUAAGUCAACGGAUCAUGACUAUAUUCGAUGUUCUGGCUGGAAUAAGCUUUAAUGUUCUGCCUUCACUACAAUUCAUCCUCCUGUUCUUCGCCUUUGGAGCUGGUAGAGGAGGAUUCAUCAUUAUUGCAGUUGUACCAGUGUUUCUCACAGUGACAAGAUACAAUUGGGACGCAGUAUGUGGUCAACAGAUGGGCUGUUCAUCUUCGGUCAGGAGAUCAGUGUAUUUAUCUCUCAUGUUAUUGGUCAAUGCUGUACUGGUCUAUUUCUACAUCAUCGCUCUGGAAAAUGAAAAGGAUCGUGUGGGAUGGGCCUGUAUGAUUGCGUUUCUUCAGUUACUCUGGGCAGUGAGAGACUUCACACGCUCAUUUACACAUGAUCUUCUCCGUCUUGUUCCUGUGUAUGUGUUUGGAUCAGUGGUUGUUGUUUUACUGAACUCUGUUGCUCUGAUGAUUGAACUGAUACUGAAAACAGUUAAUGGUGAAGGUGCAGUUGGAGAUCUGAGGAUCGUCGUCUUUUCCUCUGAAUUCAUCUUCACUUUAUUUCUGAUGAUUUUACUGGUAUUUGAACCCUGGAUCAAACCAUGUCUGGAGUCAUGUCAGAAGGCAAUAAAGUCUCGUCGAACUGCAGCCGCUGGAUCACAGAAUCAGGAAUCUCAGAAUGCAGCAGGAUCUGAUGAAACUCCAGCCGCUGGAUCAAACCAGAACCAGAACCCAGCAGAAUCACAUGAGAUGAAUCCUCUACUGAAUCAACAAAACCAAGAGACUCAGCCGGAUUCAGUGGUUUCACAAACAUGAUCAACAAUCAGAGAAAAACACUCCUGAGACAGUGAUUUAAGAGUUCAGUCUUGUUCUUCGUUUGUUAUUGAGGCCGUUUUUUCUAAUGCAAGUUUUCUUGGUUUUGUAAAUAUCUGUAAAUAUAUGCAGGAUGUUUAACUGUCAUCACACUUGUUCUUUGUAUUCAUGUAAUAGUGAUUUGCUUUUAUAACUAAUUCUAGCUGUAAACCAACUUCAACAGUACAAAUUGAAACUGAGACUCUUCAAGAUCAACAGAGAGAAAAAUCAGUGUUAUAAUUAUUAUUGUAAGAAUGGAUUGAGGUUUGAGUCUCAGUUCAGGAUCAUGAUGUCAGUAAAUGUUCAGUUCUGGGUCUCUUACACCCUUCAGAAACACUGAGACUGAAUAUUCAAACCUUCAGAUGGAAGAUCAGAUCCUUCAUGUAAUAUCAAAACUCCUAUGAGUUUUUGUUACCUUCCUUCCUCUUCCUCUUGUACUUCCUCUGUAAAUCUUUCCUCAUAAAGUUUCCAGCCCAGAAUGAGCCCAAACACAGAGUCUUACAAGCUCAUGAUCAGCCAUUCUCCUCCAUAAUACUGAGUCUGGAAAGCAGAUCAAGAAAUGAAUACAUUUAUAACUCAAAUUGUACUGGAAUUUCUAAAUGGUGAUCAAAACGUUUAAUUCUUUAUGUGGAAAACAAAAUGAGAGAUUUGGCUAAAUGUCCACCUAUUGUUUGUAUUUAUAGUGUAUUUAUUGUUCUUCUUGUCUUUGUAUUGUGUAACAUUGUGCUUUAUUUCAUGUUGUAAAUGUAUUCAAUAAAUGUAAUGUUUCUAUACGACUAAAA